AUGCAGUUGACUGCAGCGGGCGGCGGCGGGGAAAGGCCCACUAAUUCUCAGGAGCCAGAGCCCUACCCCAGCACUCUCAGCGCCACUGCAACAGCCAGCCAGACACCAGUUGACUUGUUCCAUCAAUUGACGCUGGAUCCACUCGGCCACCUCUUUGUCGCCAUCAAAGUGACCGGACGGAGCGUCCGUGACAACGUCCAGAACGUCGUCGCCCAUCUCCAAGUCCUCGCGCAACGAGGCUCUCACCCGGCCUCACCCGCGCAAUCCUCGCAGAAUGAAGCGUCCAUCUCGCCCUCUCGACCACCAACCGUGACUAUGUGGUCGUCAUCCGGCAGCGGCAAGAAGCCUCCAGCUGCAGUAUGUUCCCCGUCGCCCCUCAUCGCUCGUUACCCGUCCGUCAUGUCGUGUCAUUUCAUCAUCAUCAGCGUCGAAGUCGGGCAACAUUUGUCCCCUGGUGCUAACAGCCCACCCAGCAGCCGCAGGAAAUGGUCCAGGUCGCUAAUGCCUUCGAGCACAGACCGCUCCGAGUGCGUUACCCCAGCGUCUUUCCGUCUACUCUGGCAGCGCAGACCAGAGACUCACGAUAGUUGCAGAUCAGCCUCCCCCUUCUGGCGGCCCCCGGCUCGAGAACAUGCUCCUAAGCGAAGUGUGACGACGCCUGCAGGUCGCGACCCCAACUUUGUCGUUGGCGCAGCAUAUUCGCAUGCUGAUAUGCUCAAGUUCGACUCAUUAAACCUCUCUGGCAACCGACCCAAGACACCUCCUUCGACUUCUGCCACAAAGGGCGGCCGCUUAAGUGAAGCGACCCCUCCAACACGAGGGUCAACCGGCGUCGCCAGCUCCCCGCCGUUCAAAAGCUACAUCAAUUUUCUUUCGAAUACCAACGAUGACUGGAAAGCCGACGAAGAUGAUAUGCUUGGGUACGAUGACGACGAUGGCGACGACUUUGGGCUGCCCAGCCUGUCCAACAUGAAGAGACGGUCCAGGAAGGUGGCGUCGCAAAACAAAGCCAACACCGGAACCCUAUCAACAGCAUUGGAUGGGACAUUUGGCCUAGGGGCAAGACUCCAUUCGGACAGUGCCGACAUUGCCGUCGAGCGACCAUCACUAACAUAUCCAAUGCCGAAAAAGACCGAGGGCAAAAUCCUCCGCCCGCAAUAUAAAGAUAUUCUCCAAGGUACUCACGCGCCCUUUCCCACAUCACAAAAGAAACUUCUCUCUAACCAGAAGAGGGGGGAAAUGAUAGAUCCCGCCAAUGCCUUGCACCUCAUCAAUUACCCCUCCACCCCAACCAACGCAACUCCCAAAGAAGCCGAUGCCAUCAACUCUCGAAUCACCAGAAUCAACAAGUUUAAGAAGCUCCUCCAAGCGUCGUCCAUAUCACUGCCCGAUCUCCGAGCGCUAGCCUGGUCAGGCGUUCCCGAGGAAGUGCGCGCCAUGACGUGGCAGCUCCUACUCAGCUACCUGCCGACCAACAGCGAAAGAAGAGUAGCAACACUUGAGCGCAAGCGCAAAGAAUACGUCGACGGCGUGCGGCAGGCCUUUGAACGGGUUGGCACCAACGCAGCCUCGGCCAGCCGAGCAAGAGGCCUGGACGAAGCCAUCUGGCACCAAAUCAGCAUCGACAUUCCGCGGACAAACCCGCACAUCGAGCUCUACAGCUACGAGGCCACGCAGCGCUCCCUCGAGCGCAUCCUGUACCUCUGGGCCGUGCGCCACCCGGCAAGCGGCUACGUCCAGGGCAUAAACGACCUCGUCACGCCCUUCUUCCAGGUCUUCCUCGGCCUGUACAUUGCCGACCCCAACAUCGAGGCCGGCAUGGACCCGGGCCAGCUGCCCAAGUCGGUGCUCGACGCUGUCGAAGCCGACUCCUUCUGGUGCCUCACCAAGCUCCUCGACGGCAUCCAAGACCACUACAUUGUCGCGCAGCCCGGCAUCCAGCGCCAGGUCGGCGCCCUGCGCGACCUCACCGCCCGCAUCGACGCCACCCUCUCCAAACACCUGGAGCAAGAGGGCGUCGAGUUCAUCCAAUUCAGCUUCCGCUGGAUGAACUGCCUCCUCAUGCGCGAAAUAAGCGUCAGGAACAUUAUCCGCAUGUGGGACACCUACCUCGCCGAGGAGCAGGGCUUCUCCGAAUUCCACCUGUACGUCUGCGCCGCCCUCGUCGUCAAGUGGUCCGACAGGCUGGUCAAGAUGGACUUUCAGGAAAUCAUGAUGUUCCUCCAGUCGCUGCCCACCAAGACGUGGACCGAAAAGGACAUUGAGCUGCUGCUCAGCGAGGCCUUCAUCUGGCAGAGCCUGUACAAGGGGUCUGCGGCGCACUUGAAGGGCGGGCCUAGCAAGCCCCUACUGGCGAAUCUACAGCUCUAG
Metarhizium acridum CQMa 102 is the source of this 2370-nucleotide messenger RNA. The record is from RefSeq and is a predicted model, not a curated record. Lineage: Eukaryota; Fungi; Ascomycota; Sordariomycetes; Hypocreales; Clavicipitaceae.